This is a messenger RNA of Dreissena polymorpha, 1327 nucleotides long. RefSeq names its product acyl-coenzyme A thioesterase 8-like. Gene Ontology annotation, cellular component: peroxisomal matrix. The record is from RefSeq and is a predicted model, not a curated record. The coding region runs from base 39 to 971 and encodes 310 amino acids. Gene Ontology annotation, biological process: acyl-CoA metabolic process; fatty acid catabolic process. Gene Ontology annotation, molecular function: fatty acyl-CoA hydrolase activity. The transcript has 6 exons. NCBI's taxonomy places the organism in Eukaryota, Metazoa, Mollusca, Bivalvia, Myida, Dreissenidae.
CGUUUUCACCGGCUCAUGUGUUAAAGCUAAAUAACAACAUGUCAGACGGAUCUUCAUUACAGACUGACAGCAAUUUAAAAGGAGAAGUGAUACGGUCUUUUCUCACAUUAGAAAGUCUAGACCCUAACAUGUUCAGAGCUUCAAAUGAAAACCUCUGGCACCCUCAAGGCAGCAGGUUUAUAUUUGGUGGUCAGGUCGUUGGUCAAGCCCUAGUUGCCGCAUGCAACACAGUCUCACACGACCACCACGCCCAUAGUCUGCACUGCUACUUUUUACGAGGAGGAAACUCAAACUGGCCGAUACUGUACCAUGUCGAUCGAACUCGAGAUGGUGAGACAUACGCUAGUCGAAGUGUGAAGGCUACUCAAGAUGGGAAGGCAAUAUUCACGAUGCAGACGUCUUUCAAGAAAGAUGAGCCCCAGGGCUAUCACUUCCAGAUGGAGAUGCCUGAAGUGGAAGGACCGGACAAGCUAAUGAGCACAGACGAGCUUCUCAGGCUGAGACUUAAAAACAAAGGAAUCUCUGACCGCGAGAAAGAGUUCAUAAACCGAAUGCUGUCUCAAAAUCUUCCGAUUAUUAUUCGACCAUGUGACCCCGAGGGUUACUACCGGGUGAAAAUCUCUGAGCCGAAGCGGUUUCUAUGGAUGAAAGCAGCGGGACACAUAGGUGAAGAUACAAAGUUGCACCAGUGUGUGGCUGCCUACAUGUCCGAUUUCUCCUUGCUGGGUACCGCACUUCAGCCUGGCGGUAUGAACUAUCGCAUAAACUUUAUGACCUCUCUGGAUCACACCAUCUGGUUCCAUAACCCGUUCCGUGUGGACGAAUGGAUGCUGUACGAGGCAUUCAGUCCACAUGCAGGCAAUGGGAAGGCAUUCUGUCACGGUCGUGUGUGGAAGCAGGAUGGAACGCUGGCAAUGUCGGUGGCCCAGGAAGGUGUCAUUAGACUGGAGCCAGUUGCCGCCAAGUUAUAGACUGGUUAUAAGCUGUCAUCAGACUAGAACCAGUUGCAAAGUUAUAGACUGGUUCUCAGGAAGGUGUCAUCAAACUAGAGCCAGUUGCCAAGUCAUAGACUGGAUCCCAGCUGUUUGCGCUUGGUUAGACAGAUCUAAUGCCCUUCUAUGCAUUGGUUUUAAGUUGUGUAUAUAUAGAGGAUAUUAGGUUAGUGUCUGUGUGUUCUUGAAUUUAACCGACGAUGAGUUAAAAUGCACUGCUAAGCUUGCCAAGCAAUGUAAGCCUUUCGUCGGAAUAAUUCAAGUCAACAAAGACACUAACCUUAGGCUUAUAUUCCAUUCUGCAAUAUUGUUAUACCCCCACAAACGAAGUAUAU